AUGAGCUUCUCCAUGCCCUUACCCUUGCCCACGGUCUCGGACCGAUCUGGCCCAUACCAUCGACAUUCCGACAGCCAGAACUCCAUCAGCAAACCUUCCGCGACGACCAUGCAGCGGACCCUACGAGGGAGCGCCUCAGCUGAUUCUGGGACGAUCACCGAUCCUGCCUCCCAGACCGCUCCGGCACACGGCCCCUCUGUCCCGCGCAAGAACAUCGUCUUUCCCGACCCCGUCGCCUUCCGUUAUCUUGAAGAAGACCCGUGCGUCACCGUCGUCGAACGUCGUGGGUCCCUUCGCGGAUACGAACUAUAUCUCGUCGAACAGUGGGCGUGCUCUCGAGAGUCGCCGACCUUGGUCAUCGUGGCAUAUACGGGAGACGAGGCGCAUUCCGUCAUUGCCGGUGUACUGUCCGUCCCCGUCGAUGAGGAACUGUGGUCGGCACGGUUACGCGUCUACUUCAGAGCCUCGAGAAAGUAUCUCGCCCGCCCCAAACAGACCGACCUUGGGGAGCUUAUGGUUACCAACUUGAGCAGCUUCCCGUCUGCGCUCACCGUCAUACCCGUUCCCGAUGGCGACAUACGGAAACACCGCGAGAUCUUUGUCGUCAACGAGAACCUCAAGAGGAUGGGGUGCGCCGGCCGUGCUGGCCUGACUCUGACUGAACCCACCGAGGGUACGCGCACGAAGUUCUUGUCCGUCUACAAGGUGUCCGAUCGGAUACCUUUCCUUGCGGCCGUCGUCGAGCUGGUUAAGCUCUGUCAGGUGGCGCUCUACCUGUUUGAAAAGAUUGAGCCAGAGUACAUUGACGGGCUGCUGUGCGAUGUGACGGAGAAGGCCAUAGGUAACUGGUGGACGGAGGUGGGCGCGGAACACUACAACUUUGAGUCCAACGACGGCAUCCUGGGACCCACGACUGUGGCUGCGCUCCUCGGCAUGCUGAUGGGCGCGAGGAACCGACUCUACUGGUGCGGUGCCCCCGUCGGCAAGGACGUCUUCGACGUUGAGAAUACGAAGCGAGGGAUUGCGUACUUUCAGAAGCUGUCGAAGCUGGAGAAGACACGACGCCUGGACCGGCCAACACUGCUCAAGCUCCACCUCACCACGGCCAAGGCUGCUGCCGGUGAUGGGUGGGGAGUGCCCAAGGCCGUCAAGUCGAGAAUGACGGAGAUUGGCGGAAAGAGAGGCGAGAUUGUCAUGGGCAUGGUGUCCGGUAAGGACAAGGGUGGUCUCGCCGAUGUGGAGACGCUAGACAUUGAUACGUUCAUAAGUUUUGCCUAUGGCGGACGAGCGAAAUGGCUCUGGUUUGGCAAGCCUCGCCCGACGACUACAGACUCGUCGAACCAGGAUAUCGAUCGGGCGAACCCGAGUUUCGGCGCGGAUGAAGAUCGGCUCCAGCCUAUCUCACGCAUCCGGACUCAGCAGCCAGACGACGAGCCCGAGGCGAAGCGGAGAGAUGAGCUGCUAGCCCCGUACUCAGACGCCGGCGCACCAGGACCGGCCACCGGUGCGACGGACAGCUCCUUGAGCAGAGACCCAUCACGCAGGAAGGUACUGAAGAAUGUGGCUGGCAAGAUGAGCGACGCCAGGUCGGGACUUGGUCGCAUCAAAGACGCUGUUGGCGGAACUCGUCGUGGACAUGGCUCCCGGCUAUCCGUAUCCGCAAGGGAUGACAUGCCGGAACAAAGGGACAGUCCAGGCCAAUUUCAGAGCCAGGGCCAGAGCCAGGUCGGUGUCUCGAGCUCUAUCCAGGACUCCGCCUUCUCAUCCACAUCGGCCCUCAAUGGACCAAACAGGGCUUUCACCUGGAAGAACAAACCAGAAGAGUAUGUGGCCGGCAGGAGACGUAGCGAGCACCAGGAGUCCUCAUCGCAUAUCCUAUCAGACGAUUCGCAGUAUCCGUCGUCGUCCGCCGCGACGUCGACGAAGCUCAGACAGCAGCAGGAGCACCAACAGCACGAAUUGGAUGCCAAGCUCAGACAGAUAAGCUCGGACUCAGACGCACGCAGAGACGUGGGCCCGUCAACGGCUGCCUCAUCAAUAUAUGGAGGAAACGAUGCGGAGGGCGGAGCGCCACCGCUAAGUGCCGAGCCUCGAGGCGGAGAGGGCGAGAUGCCGGGAAACCUAAGCCGCCGCCAUAGCAUGGAGGUAGCGCAGCUGUCUCUGAAACACGCCUUCAACGAGGACCGGUGGUCGCGGCGCAUGUCAUUCGGCGACGCCGAGGAGGCGGUCCUGACGUGGGACGACGUGGUAGACAUCGAGGAGCUGACGUCGACGUCGGGCUCGGCGUCUGGCGGUGGCGGCGUCAACCUAGGCGGCGUGCUCGCCAUGGCCGAGUACGCCCGACAGCUGAACCAGAGCAUAGACGACAUCACGACCAACCUGGAGCCGUGGGUGGAGGAAAAGAUGCGGGCGGUAGCUCUGCUGGACUCCCGCUUCGCGCGAGAGAAGGAGGACCUGCAGCUCCUGUACCACCGCCUCGACGAGGCCUGCCAGCGGGUGCGCUUCAACUCGGAGGAGAUCCUGGCCAACGAGCGGUCGAGCCUGACGGAGAGCGCGAAGGAUAUCGAGGUACUCGUGGCGCGGCUCGAUUACGAGAUUGACGCCCUGGUGCAGAAGGUGGCCGACGUCGAGGACGCGAUCCACAACUUUGAGAGGCAAGUCGACGAGCUGGAGAGGAGCGCGGCCGAGCUCAAGGUUCUACUCGAGACGGAGAGCUGGCCGCUCUGGCUGGUACGGAUGCUCACAGGCGUAGGGAUUGGGCCCAAUAUAACCCAAGGCAAUUCAUGA
Molecule: messenger RNA, 2787 nt
Organism: Geosmithia morbida
Lineage: Eukaryota; Fungi; Ascomycota; Sordariomycetes; Hypocreales; Bionectriaceae
Product: Sin3 complex subunit Stb2
Exons: 2
Coding region: 1-2787 (928 amino acids)
Cellular component (GO): Sin3-type complex
Source: RefSeq, a predicted model, not a curated record